Cetraspora pellucida is the source of this 153-nucleotide messenger RNA. Lineage: Eukaryota; Fungi; Glomeromycota; Glomeromycetes; Diversisporales; Gigasporaceae. The record is from the annotation of a GenBank genome assembly.
AUGGUUUUGCCUAAAAAUAUUAUGAGUCAAAUACCUAAGGAAGAUCAAUGCGUAUGCAAGCGGGAUGCACAAGCAGACAGUAGUUCUGAUCUUAAGGUUGUUGCUCUAAUCAUUGGAUUACUUAUUACGACUUAUUGGUGGUUGUCUUGGUGA